Molecule: messenger RNA, 5014 nt
Organism: Bombyx mori (domestic silkworm)
Lineage: Eukaryota; Metazoa; Arthropoda; Insecta; Lepidoptera; Bombycidae
Product: myotubularin-related protein 9
Exons: 11
Coding region: 330-2003 (557 amino acids)
Biological process (GO): phosphatidylinositol dephosphorylation; negative regulation of autophagy
Cellular component (GO): membrane; cytoplasm
Molecular function (GO): phosphatidylinositol-3-phosphate phosphatase activity
Source: RefSeq, a predicted model, not a curated record
UUCAGUAGUGCGGGGUGGCGGGUGGUAUGAUGAUCAAAACGAAAUGAUAGGAUCAUGCCAAAUACAUGAUUCCUCGGAGAUCUCGCCCUUCGAAGUCUCUCCAUAGACCUAAAUGCUCCAAACGCUCCGUAAGAAUAGGGUUAUCAACAAUCCGAGCGGCCCUCUUCUCUAUGGAGUCAAAUGGAAGUAAACGGUUGGUCCAUGGACGAAAGUAUCAACCUAGCGAUGUUUUGUUGACAUUGUUGACAAGCCCAACUUUGUGCUUAAUUUGUCAAAACGUAAAACAGCUGCGCUAGUGUUCACUAUUUAAAUCUUAAAAACGAGAAGUUAUGGAAUUCAUCGAACUUAUUCAUAUUAACAAACUUAAUGGAGUUAUUCUUAAAUAUCCACGUCAAGAUAAUAUAGACGGUACGGUGUGCAUCACCGGACAUCAUCUUAUAUUGAGCUCCAGAAAAGAAGGCGUUCAGGAGUUAUGGUUACUGCACAAGAAUAUAGACAGCAUAGAGAAAAAAGAAAACAAACCAAGCAGUGGCAUCACACAGGGUGGUUCUCUGUUCCUCAAAUGUAAAGACUUGAGAAUUUUUCAACUGGAUAUUGCCAGUAGUACUGAAUUAAAUUUAAUGGCACAGACCUUAGAGAAUUUAUCAAGUUUGCAAGAUCCGAGUCUGUUUUACCCAUUCUUUUAUAGACAUAUGAAUCCUAUAGUUGAGAACGGAUACACUUUAUAUAGUAUAGAAGAAGAAUUCACUAAAGUACUAGCAACGGAAGAGUGGAGAGUAUCCAGAGCAAAUCAAAAUUACACAAUGUGUUCAAGCUACGGUAAAGCUGUGGUUGUACCGAAAAACAUCGAUGAUGAGACCCUAGUAGCUGCUGCUACAUUCCGUCAAGGAGGCAGGAUUCCUGUCCUGUCAUAUAGGCACACUAAUGGUGCAGUGUUGAUGCGAGCUGGACAACCAUUAUAUGGGCCUAAGCACCGUCGAUGUAGACCCGAUGAGGCGAUACUAAAUGCAGUUGUUGCUAUAGGAACCAAAGGCGUUAUAUAUGAUUUACGAAGCACAAAUUCCAUUUCACAGCAACAGAGUAAAGGUGGUGGUACUGAAAGUAAUGCCAAUUAUUCUCAAUGGAAAAUAUACAACAGAUCAAUGGAUGAAGUGGACAACCAACAACUUUUGGAAAGCUAUUCAAAACUCAUUGAAGCGUGUAACGAUCGCGAGAUAUCGUGUGACAAGUGGGUGUCCAAACUUGAAUCUUGCGGUUGGCCAGAGAGCGUCAGAAAUUCACUACACACGGCCUGUAUCAUAGCCCAGCACAUACAUCAGAAGGCGGAACCGGUGUUAGUUCACGGCACCCGUGGGGAAGACGCGACGUUGUUAGUUUGUUCAUUAGUACAGAUCAUACUCAAUCCAGACUGCAGAACGAUUAGAGGGCUCCAAGCGUUGAUAGAGCGGGAGUGGCUGCAGGCUGGUCACCCGUUCGGCGCGCGUCACCGCUGCGGGCCGUACGCGGCGGGCGCUCCUCGCGCCGCCCCCACGUUCCUGCUGUUCCUGGACUGCGCGCGGCAGUUCCUCGAGCAGUUCCCGUGCAGCUUCGAAUACCGACAGUCCUAUCUGAUAACGCUCUUCGAACAUUCGUAUGCCAGUCAGUUCGGUACGUUCCUCUGCGACACGGAUCAAGAGCGGCAGUCCCGGGGCGUGUACACCCAGACCACGAGCGUGUGGUCGUGGCUGAACCAGCCGGGCGAGCUGCCCAAGUACAUCAACCCUCUGUACGAUCCGACGCCGUCUGUCAUAUGGCCUUCGGUCGCUCCGAUGAGCUACGUCAUUUGGGAAGAGCUCUACCUACGCUGGAUGAUCGAACAAAACACCGAGGACCGCGAGGAACAGUACAAAGUGAUCAGAUCCAGGGAGCAGAAGCUGCGGUCGCAGGCUCAACAACUCAGACGGGAGCUCUUCGACUUGGCUCAACAAUAUUACGAACCUAAACAGGAGACGUGCGAUAAGUAAUCAUGUCUACUGGUUUUUUAAAUGGAUUUUAUGAAGGGGUAACUAAGACCUUUAAGUCAUGUCUUAUUUUAAUUUAUAUAGUUAUUUUUAUGAAAAAAUGAUAAUAUGGAGUGAAAUGAAAUGAAGAUGGAUAAUUUGAGACAUUAAUCAACUGGGAUGAAAUGAAAUGAAAUUAGAUGAUAUGGAAUGAAAUAUAAUUCCAGUAAAAUUGUGGUCAUUUACUGAGAUUUUUUCAGUGGACUUUUUGGAGGAUCCCGAGAAGUUACGUCCAGCGGCUUUGUUUCAUUUUCCCACAUUUGUGCACUUUCACAGAUAUUAAACGGUUAAUAAAACACCGUUAUUACACAUUUAAACCUGCAGGAAAACUAAAUAGACAAAAUAAAACAAAUCACACAACUUCAUUCCUCGCGUUCUCGCUAAAAAGUUCCUCUCUCUCUGCUGGUAACUGAAUCAGCCAUGUUAAUUUGUCAAAAAUAUGAUAUGCAAAGGAAUGUGGUAGGACGCGGAUUGGCUGUGCCCCUGGCAUUGUUGAUGUCCACGAGCGACGCUGGCAAUUUACCAUUGGUUACGCUCGUCUCACAAUUAUAAUAGUAACAAAGGCCUAUCAAAACUGGUAGGGUCUUUUCGUAUGUUAUAUCGUAUAUGUUAUUUUAUGUACAGCAAAUAUCGAUUUUUGAAAGCUGCAUCAAAAUCAAAAGAUUAAUCGGUUAUGAAAAAGAGGAUACGCGGUCAGCACUAGCUAUCUCUUUCGCACGCCCGCACUUGUAACCGUGACGUCAUGAAUUAUGAGUACAUUAUAAGACCUAUAGUUGCACUAUCGAAUUUAAUGUUCAUCGAAACUGUCUUAUAAUGUUCUUGAUAUUUUAGAUUUUUGAGAACAACUUUUUGAUUAUAAUGUUUAAGAACAAAAAAAAUCCCUACUGUUUUGUAAUCUUAGACCUCUAUUUUAAAUUACGGAAAAACUACUAUUCAAUUAAAUGUUGAUCGAUAACUGGGUCGACAACAGGGUUUCCUGUCUACAUGAUUAUUUAAUUAAAUUUCGCACUUUUUUUUUAUAACCCCAUCUUGUUGUGUCUUUAAAGCAGUAAAACUAGUAUUAUUAUUCGCCAAUAGAUGUCGGCAAGAGUCAAAAAGUUGGUUAUCGAUAAAGUUGAUUAUUGAAAACACGAAUAAAACAACAUUUUCUGAAAAUAAAUCGUAGCUAGAUCGAUUUAUUGCCCCCGAAAUCCCCUGUAUACUAAAUUUUAUGAAAAUCGUUGGAGCCGUUUCCGAGAUUCAGAUUAUAUAUAUACCUAGUCAGGUCAUAAAUUCUGUCACAUGUUUAAUGUAAAAUAAUUGAAACAAGUUUAUUCAUUAUGUAACCAUUCAUAUACCAAAAUGAACUUAACAAAACAUAGAUUCUUAUGACACUAAAGUUUAUUCAAAAUGACCUCCGUGAUUUUGAAUACAGGCCUUCAAUCUGCGCGGCCAGUCGUCUAUCGCAGCACGAACGAGGUCCAUGUCAAUAUCGGCGGCUGCCUUAAUCAAGGAUGUCUUGAGUGACUCCAAAUUGGGAUGAGGCUUUGAGCACGUCUUUUCCUGCAAGUGUUGCCAUAUCUUGUAAUCUAACAGAUUCAAAUCUGGACUGGAGGAGGGCCAGUCUUCGUGCCGGAUGAAGUCGAUUUCACGCGCCGCCAGCCAGUCUUGUGUGCUCUUCGCUCUAUGAGCUGGCGCCGAAUCUUGUUGGAAUACCCAGUGCCUGUUAUUGAACAUGGUAUGAGAAACAGGUUCUACAAGGUUCGUCAGGACUGUAUUUUGAUACAAACUGCAUUCGUUUUUACACCUUUCUCACAAAAAUGUACCUCUGUUAAGCCCCAAUAAGAAACUCCCAACCAUACCAUGAGCGAGGAUGGAAAAUGACCUCGUUGGACACGCGAAAAACGGUUGCCCGCUCCUUCACUACUGUGUGCGUACACCUUAUCAUUUUGUUUGUUGUAGCUCUAUUCUACGGUAAAAAUUUUUUCAUCCGAAAAAAGAAUUUCCCGAUAUUUUUUUCCCGCGUACCGCUUCAACAAAGCGCGGCAUCUCUCCAGUCUCAGGUCCAUUAGACGAGCAUUCAAACAAUGUCCUGUUUUUCUUCGAUAUGCCCGAAGCCCUAAGUCUUCAUUUAACACCCUUUUCACCGUGGUUUUGUUUAACCCCAUCUGAAGGGCCAACAGUUUCUGCUUACGUUUGGGAUUUCUUUGAAUACGCGCCUUCACAGCUUUUAUCACUGCUGGAGUCCUAACAGACUGAGGACGACCACUUCUUGAUCUGUCAUCUACUCUAGUCUUCAUUGUAUCGUUUGAUGGUACGAUAAACGAAUCUUUUGGUUAUAUUCAAAUUUUUCAGUAUGUUAAAAAUUUGAAUUGGCGCGUAACCGCAACGAUGCAACGCAAUAACUGCAACACGGUCUUCUUUAAGCGUCCACUCCAUAUUUUUAAAAUGAGUAAAAUUCUAAAAGUAUACAUUUUUAUUUUCAUGAACAAUUCGAAAUUCGAAUUCAAUAAACUUUUUUGUGGCCAGCAUUCUAAAAGAAAAGUUUUUACUGUGUGACAAUACUUAUGACCUGACUAGUUAUAUACAAGAAUUGCUCGUUUAAAGGUAUAAGAUAUUACUUAUACUUAUACUACCUAAUGAUUUUUAUUCACCAUCGAUAUAUUGUAUGUGAGAAGAAAAUUAUAGAACCGAUAUUGCAUCGCCUGUUAAUGUUGUCAAUUUUAAAUAUAUCCUACAAAGCCGUUCUCGUUCUGAAAGGAAUAGAGACAGAAAAAUAAAAUCAUUUGCCUUGUAACGUGGCCAGAAAAUAUCAAGGGUAUUUUGAUCUUUAUUUAGCUAGUCAAUAGGGUUCAUUGCGGCCUAAACGUUCCUUAUACAUAAGAUAUAAUCGUUUAAUAGAUUUCUAUAAUACGAUGUUUUAUAGUAUUAACGUGAUGGUUUCUUUGAGUGGUUUCUUUGAAAGUAUAGUUGCAACGGCUUUCCCACCCUUCAAA